Messenger RNA from Suillus subaureus, 334 nucleotides. RefSeq lists its product as uncharacterized. The record is from RefSeq and is a predicted model, not a curated record. NCBI's taxonomy places the organism in Eukaryota, Fungi, Basidiomycota, Agaricomycetes, Boletales, Suillaceae. The coding region runs from base 13 to 324 and encodes 103 amino acids. The transcript is spliced from 2 exons.
GCCACCACUACGAUGAAAUCAAAUACUGGGAACGACCACCUCAUUUCCUUCUCAUCCAGCUCUAUCCACGCACUGUGCAACACUUCUGAGUUAACAGAGGGAGCAUUCCAUGACGACUGCAAUUCCACCCCCUUUGCCCUGAAUGAUGACAGUGGUUGGGUGGCAGGGCCCAACCAUCGGCUCUUAUUCUGGGUACCACCCGCUUCUCGACACUUAUUCUAUAACCCAGAGACUGUAUUAGUGAUUCCCAGAGGAGGUCCUGAGCUUGAUUUGAGACGCAUGGCACAUGGACGGCACUGGCACAACUGCCGAGAGUUACCUUAGUGCUGCGAUG